AUGGCGCAGGAUCCUCGUGCGUUGCUGCAGAAGGCAGACAAGCUGCUCGCCAGCGCAUCUGGCGGCUUCGGCUUCUUUAACAACAAGGAGGACAAGUAUCAGAAUGCCGCCGACCUCUACAGUCAAGCCGCCAAUGCGUACAGGAUGCAAAAAAACAAAGCAGGGCAAGCAUUCGAGAAGGCCGCACAAGUCCAGCUCAACAACCUGAAGGACCCAGACGAUGCCGCAAACACCUAUGUCGAUGCGUUCAAGGUCUAUCGCCAGGAAAACCCCGAGGAUGCCGCGCGGUGUCUCGACUUCUCCAUCAACCAAUACUGUACCAAGGGCAACUUCCGGAGAGCAGCCUCGCACAAGGAGAACCUGGGCGACCUGUUUGAGAACCAGCUGGGCGACAUGAAGCGCGCUCUCGAGGCAUACGAGGCCGCUGCUGGGUGGUAUGAAGGCGAUGGAGCUGCUGCUCUUGCAAACAAGCUUUACCUAAAGGUCGCCGACCUCGCCGCCCUCGACGGCGAGUACCAGAAGGCCAUCGAGCACUACGAGAAGGUCGCGCAGCAGUCCAUUAACAACAACCUGAUGCGCUACAGCGUCAAGGAGUACUUCCUCAAGGCGGGCAUCUGCCACCUCGCCACCAACGACCUGAUCGCCACCAACCGGGCCCUCGAGAAGUAUCGCGACAUGGACCCGAGCUUCGGGACGCAGCGCGAGCACCAGCUGCUGGUGGACGUCAUCCAGACCAUCGAGAACGGCGACUCGGAGGGCUUCGCCGACAAGCUCUACGCCUAUGACCAGAUGAGCAAGCUCGACAAGUGGAAGACUGCUCUACUGCUCAGGGUGAAGGGCAACAUCGUGGAAGGCGGCGAAGGCGAGCAGGAUGAGUUCUCCUAG
Diaporthe citri is the source of this 885-nucleotide messenger RNA. RefSeq lists its product as uncharacterized. The record is from RefSeq and is a predicted model, not a curated record. NCBI's taxonomy places the organism in Eukaryota, Fungi, Ascomycota, Sordariomycetes, Diaporthales, Diaporthaceae. Gene Ontology annotation, biological process: intracellular protein transport; SNARE complex disassembly. The transcript has 4 exons. Gene Ontology annotation, molecular function: syntaxin binding; soluble NSF attachment protein activity. The coding region runs from base 1 to 885 and encodes 294 amino acids. Gene Ontology annotation, cellular component: SNARE complex; vacuolar membrane.